CUAACGAGGAGCAGUUUAAAAAGCUUGACAGUGUGUUUCCGGGGGGAGUGAGCACGAGCAGUUGCGGCGUGCAAGAGGGUUGUCAACAAAUUACCGGGCUCAUAAUGGCUGACAGUGCUGCCUUUACACCCACCGUGAACAGCCAGUCUCCUGCUAAAGAGGAGCAGGGAGGAGGUGAAGGUGGAGGAGGCUCAGAAGGGGAUGUAAAAGGCGGAUUGACUGAUGCCCAAAGAGGCGUCUUGGAGAAGUGUGUGCAUGCGCUGAAGCACGCUAAAAACGACAGUCAAACGUUGGCUGCUCUUCUUCUGAUAAGUCGCUUGUGCCCAGCCAGUGAACUGGACAAACCCACGUUGAGGCGCAUCUUUGAGGCGGUGGGCCUCAAUCUUCCAGCUCGGCUUCUGGUCACAGCAGUCAGAGGGGACGAGAACUCUGGCUUACCCCCAGAUGAGCUCCUUUCGCUGGGCACUGCUUUGCUGGCUGCCCUGAGCACAGAGCCAGACAUGGCCUCCAGUCCCCAGCUCCUCACCACCAUCCCCCUCCUGCUGGGCAUCUUAGCAAAUGGUCCUGUAUUUAACCAGCAGAAACGGGAAGCCCGGGAGCAGCACCAAGUAGGGCAGAGUCCAGACGGUGAAGUCCAGUCAGCAAACAUUUCAAACCCAGACUAUAAUCCUGCCAGUGUGGCACAAUCUGCAGAAGAGACUGAGAGCAGCAGGAAAAAAGGCGAUGACGGCAGUGAAGCAAGCAGAGUGUCAAUGUCUCAGGAGAACCCUCCCUCUUCUAGCCUUGAUGCGGCCUUGGCUGCUGACUGCUACCUGGUUUUGACAGUUGUGUGUGCCUUACCCAGAGGCCCGGAGCAGCUCCUGAGCAGGGGUGCCAUCUCUGCUUUGUGCCAAGCGGUGGAACUGAACCAGACUCUGAGCCACGAGAAGGGGCUCACCUUGCUGGGCUCGCUCCUCUCUGGUAAAAACAAGGACAAAGCAUGGAGCAAACACACUCCAGAGCUCCUCUCGCUGCUGGUCAGACUCUCCAAAGACUUCUGCGAGUCCACAGACGAAACCAGGUUAGGCAUGUGUGGUCAGUUGGCGCAGUUUCUGCCCCCAGCAGGCGUGGCAGUGGAGAGUGAGGAGCUGAAGGCAGUCGUGGGCCGUUUAUGGGAGAUACUGAGACCUAUGGUGCAGGCUAAAUUGACACCGAGACAUAUCGGAUCAAUCCUGGUCCUCAGUGCUUGCCUGCUGGAUUUAUAUGGCUGGGAGAUGGCGGGACCUCCAAAGUUCUGUUGCUUACUGGUGAACCGGGCCUGCGUGGAGGUCAGAAUGGGUUUGGAAGAACUGCCUGGUAAUGAUUUGACCCCUGAGGUGCAACACACAAUAACAGGCUGUUACCGAAUCAUGGAGGCGGCCAUAGAGCAGGCCUGCAGUCCGGGAGUCCCGCAGGCUGCUGCACCUUCUCAGAGCUCAAUUGCUACCCUCAGUCUGCAGCAGAGCAGGCAGGUCCUCGGGGUCCUGGAGGAGGCCUUCUCUGGCUUGAUGUACUUCUUGCAGCAGGUGGAGCCGAGCCGCUAUGGCGACCCUUUCGUUUUCGCCACAUUCCGCUCUCUGUGCUCGUGGUUGGCUGAGGAGACUUCCUGUCUUAAGGAGGAAGUGACUAAACUCCUGCCAUUUCUGAUAAACUACACCCGAAGCCACCUGCAGGGUGGGAUCUUAGAGCAUAGCCUCGCUGACUGGAUGGUCAAGAUGUCUAUUGGUGAAGACAGGGGCGCGUGGACGGGCAGAGAGGCUCUCAGGUAUCUCCUCCCAGCUCUGUGCCACCUGUCAGCAGAGGAAGUUCCCAGGAAGGUGUUGCUCGAUGUCGACACCCCGGCCCUGCUGGUGGACUUCCUGUCUCAGAGCUGGACUUUCCUCAGGGGAAAAACCAGUGUCGCAUCCACAAGGGAUCCCAGCAUGGAGACAGCCUGCUCUGCUUUGCUCAACUUCACUGUUACAGAGCCAGAGAGAGUCAGAAAGGACUCGUGUUUCAGAAGCCUUGAGGUCCUUCUGAGUGAAGCACUCCCCCUCUUGGUGAAUAAGCCCCGCCUCCUGGUCCUAACAGCAAAUUGCUGCACUCUGGGACUCAUGAUUGGCAGAUUAAAGGAAGGAGGCUCAGUGGAAGCGGGCCAGCGGCGUUUCCUUUCUUCAGCUCUCCGGUUCCUUCGCAGCGCCCUGGACUCGAGCUCUAGUCCAGGUCCAGCGAAGGUGAGCCUGAGCUGGGAGGACAGUUGGGAUGACGCUGCAGAGCUCUGGAGGUUGAGUUUGCAGGCCCUGGGAGGCUGUGCCCGUGCCCAACCCUCAAUCACCACCCUGAUCAGAGAGGAGGGUUGGCUCAGACACAUGCUCGCCAUGCUUCAUCAGUGUAGCGCUCUGCCUGACCAGCUGACCCAGGAUGCGCUGCAGGAGGCUCUGUGUGCCCUGGCAGAGCGGUGCCCGGUGUGCAAACAAGAAAUCGGAGACAUGAUGACGAGAUCCAGCGAAGGAGCUUUGAGCAGUAUGAAGAAGCUGAAGAAGUCUGUGGGAGUGAAGUAAAACCAGCUGCUCUGGAGAAAUGGUGUACUCUCUAAUCGAGUACUUUUAACUUUUAGUGAAACCGCACAAUGAAACCAAUAAACCAGGGAAACUGCUGAAACCAAA
Molecule: messenger RNA, 2663 nt
Organism: Haplochromis burtoni (Burton's mouthbrooder)
Lineage: Eukaryota; Metazoa; Chordata; Actinopteri; Cichliformes; Cichlidae
Gene: ncdn
Product: neurochondrin
Exons: 9
Coding region: 105-2558 (817 amino acids)
Biological process (GO): neuron projection development; regulation of neuronal synaptic plasticity
Cellular component (GO): dendrite
Source: RefSeq, a predicted model, not a curated record